This is a messenger RNA of Etheostoma spectabile (orangethroat darter), 2087 nucleotides long. Its product is annotated as interleukin-17 receptor A. The record is from RefSeq and is a predicted model, not a curated record. Gene Ontology annotation, molecular function: interleukin-17 receptor activity. The transcript has 12 exons. NCBI's taxonomy places the organism in Eukaryota, Metazoa, Chordata, Actinopteri, Perciformes, Percidae. Bases 144 to 2087 code for a protein of 647 amino acids.
AAACUACAUUUGGUCAGAGCAUCCUUCCUACGUAUUUAGAUGACAGUGUCUGAUAAACAUGAAACAAAUCAUAUUGGUGGAGUUUAUAUCACAAAGAGCCUUCUUUGCGUUUGUUCAAGCAAACCAUUCAACCAUCUUUCUAAAUGGAGUUGAUUAUUAUUGUUUUUGUUUACUUGAUAGGUUUUAAAUCUUUUCCACCUGUGUUGUGUAGCUACACAAGAAUGAUCCACAUUCCUUUUUUUUGUUUUAGUUUGCCUGCUGGACUCAGAGUGUCAACUACUCUUCGGAUUCUGGACAUGCGUCCGGACUGCAACCAACAGGGUCUUGACAACUGCAAAAUUAAUAACUGCUCAGAGAAGCGCAUGGUCGUACCUAGAAUUGAUGCUCCUGUCGGCCCAGAAUGGGUUGGUGAGCAUGUGGGAGCCUGGAUGGACAAACAAGGGCCUGUUUCUGUUCUGAAUGUGAAGUGGAAUAUAAGGUCUGAUGGUAAUGUAGUAGCCCUUAAUGGAUCAGAAAUAAAUAUUCUGGAUGAAAGUACAAAUCAAAGUUUGUGUGUGCAGUAUUCUUACAAACUCAACCAACAGCAGAAUCCAAAUUAUAAUAGGUGGGAAUUUUCCAUUGACGGAGUCAUUGUGGAGCCUGGGCAUACAUAUGUGGUGUCAGUUUUAAAUCUGCCAGAACCUGAGAUUGGGCACUACAGAAUUAGUAAGUCAAUCACCAUCCCAGGGUGCAAGGACAAGAAAAUCAAAAGUCCCCAAAUAUGUCCGGAAAAUAAUGAAAGUAGAUGGGAUCCUAACAUGACCACUGCCGUGUCUCUUAAUAAGGAACGUAAAAGGUUUUCCAUUGUUGUGGGUUUUGAGGCAGUGCCAUAUUCUGAGAGAUACCAAGUGUCCAUCCAGAGUCAUGGUUUCUAUUACUCAACUAAUGUCUUGAAGGAAAACAGAUCAUCACUGAAUGUGACAUUUGAGUUUGGUUGGUCUCAGCUCUCACAAUGUAAAAUAUUUUUAAUGAUUCAGCCGUUCUUUAUUCGUUGCAAGAAUGACUGUAAGCCCCAAAAUAAGACAAUUGAUUUAUGCUCAGAUUAUCCACCACGGACUUUCAUUAUAAAAGCAACUGUCGGGCUGCUUUUCAUUGGUGGUUGUCUUGCUUGUUUACUGUGGAGUGCCUCUCAGAAAGAUCCUAUGAACACAGCAUCAUCUGCUGCCAAACAACAACCAGAAGGUUUUCAAGCGCAAGAGAGAAAAAAAGUCCUCGUCAUCUACUCCCUCGAUCACCCUUUAUACAAACCCAUUGUCAUGAAGCUGUGUGCCUUCCUGGGGACCAAAUGUGGUACUGAAGUGGUCCUGGAUCUGUUUGACUCCACAAGACUAGGAGUGUUGGGAAGCGUCCAGUGGUUGGACUGGCACAGAGAACAAAUAGAUAAGAUACUUAUUCUAUGCUCACGAGGAGUGCAAGCCAAAUGGAGAGCCAUGUGUGGUGACAAACAGGUUUUUCUGAGAGAGGAUGCCCGUUCACCUGUUGGUGACAUGCUCAGUCCAGCCCUCAGCCUCAUGAUCCCCCAUUUUAUUCAAUCUGCAUCAUUUGAAAAGUACAUAGUGGCUUACUUUGGUGAUGUUUGUUCUGAAGAAGAUGUUCCUUCACCUUUCAACAUUACAGUAAGAUACAAGCUGAUGAAACAGUUUGAGGAGCUCUUUUUCAGAAUCUUGGACAUUGAGAAGCAUGAGCCCGGCAAAGUAAAUCGUAUUGAAGGGCUUUCAGAGGACGAGUAUCAUCAUUGUCCCUCAGGUGGAGCCCUGCGGGAUGCCAUAGAGGCUUUUCAUGCACACCAGUUGGAGAAUCCACAGUGGUUUGAAGAUGAAUUACUAGAAAGCUCAAAGACCUCAGCUGAAAUCUGUUACGAGGCAGAAAUAACCACAAACCUCAUUACAUAUUCUGUUGCCGACUCAACCCAAAUCACCAGUCAUAGUAAAGACACAAAAAGUGAUUUCAAUGCAGACAAAACAGGACUUUGCGUGGCUGAGAACAUGCAACAAUGUAGUACAUUUCAGCUAACGAUCUUUAGUGCAGAAUACAUAGACAUUGUAUAA